AGAGAAUCUUGUUUGGAAGAGCGCCAUUCGAUAAACGAUUGCAGAUGUGAACGGAGCGUUUACAACAUGGCGCAGUCAGUAGACGAAUUCACUGGAAAUCCAAACAAGAAGAAGCGGACCAAGCAAAACGAGCUGAUGAGGGAACUCGAGUUAGAAAGAAACAGAAACGCGCGACUUUUGGAGGAGCUAAACGCAAGCCAGAAGAAGACCGCUGAGCUCCAAGCCAACCUUGAUUUGUCGUCAGUCGAUUUGACAAAUGGGUUGAGCAGCACCAAGCGGCCGUCUUCAGUAUCGAGCGCCGAGGAAUCGAAAUUUUAUUCGUCCAUGAACCAGCUUUGCCUCGCGUCGCUUAACGUGCCGGAAUGUACGCCGUCCGAUGAAGGCGACAUCCAUCGGCAGACGUUCGAACAGUGGAAGGAACUGCUGUUGGACAAUUUAAGACUUGCGGGCGUAGACGACGAGCUGACGAAGUUCACCGUGUUCCGAGUCAAAGCCGGCAACCGUUUGCUGGAAAUAUUCCGUAACACCACAACGCAGGAAGGUUUUGCUGACCCCGAGACGCACCCGUUUACAAACGCUAUGCAAAGACUGCGAAGUUAUUUCGGGUCGGGUUCCGACGUGAUGCUGAUGAGGCGUAGGCUGGCUCUUAUGUUCCAAAAGGCAGGAGAAACGGACCUCGCGUUUGUUAAUCGAGUGGGAUCGAUCGCGCGACUGGGUGAAUACGAUAAGGACAAGGAGUUCGAAGAGAUUGUGGGCGCUGUGGCCGAGCACGCAAGGGACAAAGAAGUUCGCUCGGCGGCACUGAAGUUGUUGAGCCGCAAAGGUAGUGUGUCUGAGCUUAUCGAUAAAGUACGAGAAAUUGAAGCCAUUCGACUGAAUGAGGAGUACGUUAUGCAGAAACGAGGGAAUGUCGAGUUUGCGCAGGUAGCAGCUGUUGAAUCAGGACGCUGGGCUGGUAACCAACAGCAGCGAUAUUACAACCCAGACGGCUACGGCUACCAACAGGAUCGGUGGCAACGCAGUGGAUAUCCGUCUCCACGAGGAAAUCCUUACCAACGAGGAAAUUCGUACCAACGAGGACACCCGUACCAACGGGGACAGUCUUAUCAGAAGGGUAAUUCGUUCCAACGAGGACAGUCGAGUGGCCGCCGGGGUGGACAAUCUCCGAAGUUCGCGGCGCCGCCCAAAGCACCUGAUCAUAAGGUCGAGGCCCAGGAAGCACGGAAGGAUUGCUGCUGGCGUUGCGGUGGUCAAUUUCAUUCGCCGGAUAAUUGCACAUCGAUCAACAAGAUUUGUGACAAGUGUGGCCGCAGAGGACACAUCCAGAGGGCUUGUGUCGUGGGUGGCAAGCGGUCGGCAACAGAAGGGUUGGAAAAUAAUCCUCGUGAAGUCGCCGCAGUUGAGAAGGAGGACGAGCGGGAUGAAAGUUCAGUAAGUAACAAUGCUGAGUAAUCGAUCAACAAAGCAAGAAGCUUGAUUUAUACUUCAAAUGUCAUUCAAAUAUCACAAAAAUAAGUUGUACCACUAAAAAAAAAAAAAAGAAGAAGGAAUCAAUAAUAAAAAGAUGAACAGACUUUGAAUGUGUCUUUUAAUUUCUAAAUGGCAUGAAAUAUUAAUAUA
Molecule: messenger RNA, 1620 nt
Organism: Culex pipiens pallens (northern house mosquito)
Lineage: Eukaryota; Metazoa; Arthropoda; Insecta; Diptera; Culicidae
Exons: 2
Coding region: 67-1452 (461 amino acids)
Molecular function (GO): zinc ion binding; nucleic acid binding
Source: RefSeq, a predicted model, not a curated record